AUGGAAGACAGGGACUUGACACAGCAAGAAGAAACUAGAGGCAGAAAAGGGCUGAAUGACUGGAUGAUGAGAAAAGUAACUCCAGGCACGUGGUACUGGAAAGAUGAUACUAACACACUUGAAUUUGCAAGCUCCAAAGCAGCAGCUGAGAAAAACCUUAAGGAAGUUGAAAAUAUUCUCUUGCAGGAAAUGCGUGUCCGGACAUUAAAGAACAUCUUCCAAGAUGAUUGCAGUGCAAUCAGGCUGGCUGACACAGAGGGAAAAUUGCACAGUCUGUCAAAGUGGGUACAUCAUAAAGAUGUGAUGUUGGAUGAAGUCAAAUUGCAGGCUCUCGAGCAGCACCACUUCUGGUGGUGUUUACAUAAUCACAGUGACCUUUCUUGGAAUGAGAAACUAGAUAAAUUUCUCAUGGCCCUGCUCUUCUAUCUGUCUUUUGACCUGGAAAAAAUUGCCCUGGAAAAGAAAUGCAGAUCCUUGGUUUUGAAGAUCUUGCAACUAACUUCAAAAACAACCAAACAGUUUUCCAAAGCAGAGGUCAUGAAGCAUUUCCCCACCAGAGACAGUUGGUUGAUGUGCCUGGCAAAAGCAGUGGUGUCCAGGAUUCACCUUGCCAAGAUGUACUGUAGACUUAUCCUCCAAGGAGACCUGGCACAACAGCAUCGUGUACCUGGUGGAAAGCAAGCCAAGGAAAGCUUUCCUUUGUGGGCACCCUCACUUUGUCAAGGACCACAGCAGCCCAGGCCCCUGUUGAGUGGCACCAGCAGGCUUCUUUGCUCCAACAUGUUGGGUCCUGCCUUUAGAGACAGGAACAAUGUUCACUUGCAGAAAGCAGGAGUCCAGACUGCUGCUGCAAAGACAAUAAAACUUCAUGUCAAGCAUCCUUCCAUAAACGGCAUGGUUCACCAGCACUCACCAGUGCUCAGCAGGCUGCUGCCCUGACCAAAAGACAGUGCUCAAUACCCCCAGAACCACUUCUGUUGGGGCAGAGACCCUCAUCCUCACAGGUGUGACAGCCUGCUUGUCUUCUCUGAAUUGUUCACUGCCAAGGUGGGCAUCAUUGGAGCUCAUUGUAGUGAGUUAAAAUCUUCUAUUUAA
Chaetura pelagica (chimney swift) is the source of this 1095-nucleotide messenger RNA. RefSeq names its product protein phosphatase 1, regulatory subunit 36 (gene PPP1R36). Gene Ontology annotation, biological process: negative regulation of phosphatase activity. Gene Ontology annotation, molecular function: phosphatase binding. NCBI's taxonomy places the organism in Eukaryota, Metazoa, Chordata, Aves, Apodiformes, Apodidae. The record is from RefSeq and is a predicted model, not a curated record.